CGGCGGCGCUGGCGGUUUCUCGCGCGGUGGUGGCCGUGGCGGAAGCAGUUUCGGUGGCCGUGGAGGUCGCGGUGGCAGCGGUGGUUUCUCACGAGGAGGCGGUGGUGGAGGGUUCGGCGGUGGUCGUGGACGUGGUGGUUUCAGCCGUGGAGGCCGAUAA
This is a messenger RNA of Fusarium pseudograminearum CS3096, 160 nucleotides long. RefSeq lists its product as uncharacterized. The record is from RefSeq and is a predicted model, not a curated record. The annotation marks the transcript as partial. Lineage: Eukaryota; Fungi; Ascomycota; Sordariomycetes; Hypocreales; Nectriaceae. The transcript has a single exon.